Messenger RNA from Gymnodraco acuticeps, 6788 nucleotides. RefSeq names its product mitogen-activated protein kinase kinase kinase 10 (gene map3k10). The transcript is spliced from 11 exons. Gene Ontology annotation, biological process: positive regulation of apoptotic process; protein phosphorylation. NCBI's taxonomy places the organism in Eukaryota, Metazoa, Chordata, Actinopteri, Perciformes, Bathydraconidae. Gene Ontology annotation, molecular function: ATP binding; protein binding; JUN kinase kinase kinase activity. The record is from RefSeq and is a predicted model, not a curated record. The coding region runs from base 1816 to 5124 and encodes 1102 amino acids.
ACAGUGGAAGCACUUGUUCCCACGUAUGUGGACUGCGCCCCGGUGUGUUUGGAUGCAAAGUCAGCCCACAGACUGACAGCUCGCUGCUCGAAAUGUCAAGUCUCUCUGGAAUUAAAGCCUGUUUGAAUAGGAUGGACCUCCGGACAGCCGGAUAAGCAGCACAAGCAAGGACUGCCAGGAGUGUUUCAUUUUGACGCCAAAUUGGGAGACUGACCUGGAUGGUACUUACUUGGAUGCAUCACACGCCCAUGCGACGAUAUCGGUGUAUGUUGCUGCCAUCGUUGUCCAGGUUAGGUUACAGUGAGCUAAGCGUUAAUUGUUUACGUAUUAAAGCUGUUAGCGGCGGAAGACGCAAGUGGGGACUGGAUACAACAUUUUGCGCAAAUAAUUGGCCUAAAUAAACGUUAAAUAGCCUAUUAUUAGAUCAUUAUUUGUAUUGUUAUGAUGGGGCGCUCUAUCUAUUUAUGAAGGUAACAUGGAGCAUUCAUCGCCUUAUUUCAUCUCGUCCACCCGGAUGAGAGAUACUGUAAUUGUGCAAGGCUGCAUGCAAACCAUACUUUCCGCCUUGUUGCCGCCGUGUGAUGGUUUCUAAAGAAGUCGUGGACAUUUAAAUCCUUCGCUAUUAUUGAUUAUUAAUUUAAAACUACCACGCGUGCUCUUGAGGCAGCAGGAUAAUGAUACAUGCUGACAUUGCCUCCCUGUCUCCAGUCCAGAAGAGUUUAUUUUCCCACCGAGGACUGGUCUCCAUCACAAAUGUAGCCCAGCAGAGGCGACUGAAGCAGGCCGCUGCACAUAGACGGAGGCGGGUUUGUUGUGCUCAGGCUGGAUGUUGAACAUGGUCCGUACUGAAUACCUGCCGCCGGCUUGUUUCUGUAAUUCCCUUGCUCUCUUAAAAUGGACGGGGCCUUUUUGAUAAAAUCUAUUCAUGGACGUUGAACGUGCUCAUGGUUGUAGGAAUUAUCCUGGACCGGCUUUUCGGGAUGUAGGGCGAAUAUCCGCUGAUAUUUCACAGUAGGCUCUACACAGAAGAGGAAACAGCCCGUGUUCAUGGAGACGGCCUGGCGGGGGAGGUGCAUGUACACUCUGCUGGAUGAGAAAUAAUGAAGACCCCUGCUCAGAGGAUUUCACUCAGCUCAAACACAGACUGCUGUUUUUAUUGGCAGCCUAAAUACUCCAUAUUUAAUACUGAUAUUACUCAGCUGUUGUUCUAAUAUCAUCCCUGAGUGUCUCUAGCACUCAGUCAAGUAGCUAUACCAUUGGCUGAUAUUGACUUCAUGAGGUUAUGAGGCAACAUUUCAAAAGUACAAACCAUGAGUCCAGCUUUUGUUGAGUCUAGAUACAAUCUACUUAGUUGUAACAGCAAUUUAAGACAUAGUUAUUAACUAUGUUACUGUUUUAUUAGUUGUAGGCACAUAUUGAGGGAUCAGGAUUGAUGAGGACCUGAUCUUAACUGAUGACCUGCUGUUUCUUAGAUAAAUACAUAAUCAAGGCUGCUUUGAAAGUCUGCAGAAGCUUUCCAAGAGGCACAAUAGUGGAAACAAUCAAUUACGUUUCUGAGGGGGUUACAUUCAUGGAUCUGCUGAGUGUCAAUAUUUGACUUGAUGGACAUUGUCCCUGUAUGAACUUGCCUUUGGGAAUACAUGCUACUUACACACCGCGUAGCAACAGCACAGCAGCAACGGGUGAGAGGAUUUGGCACAGUUUCCACAGCGGGAUGUGGUGAUGGGGGAGAGCAGUUGCAGCACCCUGAUCCUUUGAUCCCUGAUCCCCCCCACUGGUGGUCUAGGACUCCCCGUCUCUGUCAAUGGGCCCUGUAUGGAUUUUGUCCCUGAGUUGACAGAGGGCAGGCCUACAGCGUCAAACAACAGUCUGGCUGCCAUGCAUCCAUACGGCAGAGCGAGCAGCACAGCAGCCCCCCGGUCCUGCACCAGCUGUGGGGGCUCCUGCUCCCCACCUCCCCCCUGCCUAAUCCCUCCUGACCCCCCCUCAUCUACUACCUCCUCCUCCUGCUUGCCCCCGAAUAUGACUCCUCCGCCACCAAUGUGUCCGGCCCCGAUGGUGCAGGUGGAGAAUGGCAGCAGCUGGAAUUCCUCCACCUUCUCGUCCUCCCCAGACUCCCACCCUGGGCACCACUGUGCUGCAAACAACCCCUACUGGACUGCAGUCUUCGACUACGAGGCCACAGCAGACGAGGAACUAACCCUGCGGCGGGGAGACCUCCUCGAGGUUCUUUCCAAAGACUCCAAAGUGUCUGGGGAUGAGGGUUGGUGGACAGGCAAGAUCCAGGACAAGGUGGGUAUCUUUCCAUGCAACUAUGUCACAAGGGGGGGCGCUGCCAACUACCAGCAGCUGACUGCAGGCGGGGUGGGCGACUGCCCCCUGGAGAUAGACUUCUCAGAACUGUCCCUGGAGGAGGUGAUUGGAGCAGGUGGGUUUGGGAAGGUGUAUAAAGGAUUAUGGCUUCUAGAAGAAGUAGCAGUGAAGGCCGCAAGGCAAGACCCAGACGAGGAUAUAAGUGUGACAGCAGAGAGUGUGCGGCAGGAGGCCAGGCUGUUCUGGAUGCUCCGGCACCCCAACAUAAUCUCCCUCCGUGGGGUAUGCCUGCGAGAGCCCAACCUGUGCUUGGUGAUGGAGUACGCCAGAGGAGGGGCUCUGAACCGAGCACUUGCUGGGAAAAAGAUUCCCCCGAGGGUCCUGGUGAACUGGGCGGUCCAGAUUGCAACAGGGAUGGACUACCUGCACAACCAGGCAUUCGUACCAAUCAUCCACAGAGACCUCAAGUCCAGCAACAUCCUCAUCCAGGAGCCUGCGGAGCGAGAAGACUUGGGGGGGAGGACCCUGAAGAUCACGGACUUCGGGCUGGCCAGAGAGUGGCACCAGACCACCAAGAUGAGCGCGGCGGGGACGUACGCCUGGAUGGCCCCCGAGGUCAUCAAACUCUCGCUCUUCUCCAAGAGCAGCGACGUGUGGAGUUUCGGGGUGUUACUGUGGGAGCUGCUGACCGGCGAGGUUCCCUACAGAGAGAUAGACGCGCUGGCGGUCGCUUACGGUGUCGCCAUGAACAAACUAACACUUCCUGUCCCGUCAACGUGCCCUGAACCUUUCGCUCAGCUGCUGGCAGAGUGCUGGAGCCCGAACCCCCGCAGCCGGCCCUCCUUCAGCAGCAUCCUGCAGCGCCUGCUGGCCAUCGAGCAGUCGGCCAUGUUUCAGAUGCCUCUGGAGUCCUUCCACUCCUUACAGGAGGACUGGAGGCUGGAGAUCCAGCAGAUGUUUGACGAGCUGAGGGCCAAAGAGAAGGAGCUGAGGUCGUGGGAGGAGUCGUUGGCUCGUGCAGCCGAGGAGCAGAAGGAGCAGGAGGAGCAGCUGAAGAGGAGAGAGCAGGAGCUGGCGGAGAGAGAGAUCGACAUCGUGGAGCGAGAGCUGAACAUCAUCAUCCACCAGAUGUACCAGGAGAAACCCAGCGUGAAGAAAAGGAAAGGGAACUUCAAGAAGAGCCGACUGAAGCUGGGCCGCGACAGCAACAGCAUCAGCCUGCCCUCUGGCUUUGAGCAUAAGAUCACAGUUCAGGCGUCCCCCAGUGUGGACAAGAGGAAGACUCAGAGGAGCGAGAGCACCACCCCCCCCGCCAGCCCGGGGGUCAUUCCCCGACUGAGAGCCAUAAGACUGACACCGAGUGACGGCAGUAAGACGUGGGGCCGCAGCGCAGUGUGUAAGAAGGAGGAUCUGUCCACCAGCAAGAAGAAAGGACGCACCUGGGGGCCGAGCUCCACCCUCCAGAAAGAGAGGGUGGGCGGGGAGGAGAAACUGAAGUCACUCGGAGAGGGAAGCAAAGUUUGGUCGUCCAGUGCACCAAAUCUGGGAAAAUCCCCCAAACAUGCACCAAUGAGCGCCGGCUUCUCCAGCCUCAAUGAGAUGGAGGAGUGCUGUGAGUUGGAGGAGUCCCCGGGGUCCCUGCUGCCCCCAGAGAGCAGCAGUAACGGGGCAGUGGAGGACUCGGGCCCUCUGUGGGGCGGCCUGGGACCCAACACGGGCUCCUGUCAGGGGCACGGGGGCCUGGGGCCGGGGGUGAGCUACCAGGACUCUAUGCGGCGCUACAGCCAGAGGAAGAAGAGCGACAUGUUACUGCUGGGCUGUGCCUCUCUGCUCGCGUCUGUCGGACUGGGGCAAGACCUGCUGCAGCACGGGAAACUACAGGUGCUCCAGGACGAGCAGGACCAGCGAGAAGAGCAGCGUAAGAAGAAAGAGGGUCUCUUCCAGCGGACGGGACGUUUCCGCCGCAGCACCUCCCCUCCCAGCAGAAACCUCUCCCUCUCCCUCUCCAGACAUCACGACUCUGCUCUCCCCUGCAUGGACCCGUCUCCCUCUGUCACUCUCCUCUCGUUGUCCUCUCUCUCUGACUGCAACUCCACCAAGUCCCUCCUCCCCUCCGACCCGGACGAGUACCCCCUCACCCCGAUGACGGGGGGCAAAACCGCAGUGGCUCCCCCAGCUCCGGCCCUCAACCCGCUGUUGGAUCUGCGGGCGGAGAGCUUCAAGAAGGAGCCCAACCAGUCGCUCACGCCCACCCACGUGUCUGUGGCCUUCAGCAGAGGACACCGACGGACCCCUUCAGACGGGGCGAUAAGACCCCGAGCCCAAACUAUGGGACACCACAGGACGCCGUCUGAUGGGAGCAUGCCGAUGCCCCCUCCACCGGGGGCGCCACACCGCACUACUUACAAAGGUACUCUAGAAAUCCUCGACAUCCCCCGCCUCCCUGAGCCCUCCAUCAUCUUCCCGGUCCCCCAGCGGCGUAAGGCCCCCGCUCCUCCCAUCCCUGACCCGGCUCCCCUCUCCCUCAUCAGCCCCCUGGAGAGACCCAAGACGCUGGAAUUCGCCCCCCGUCCGCGGCCCACCCCCACCAGGAGGCCCGACCCCUGGAAGCUGAACUCUCUGUCCCGGACCCUCAGCCCGUCGCCCAGCAGCAGCUGCGACAGCCCCCUGGGCUCGGGGGACAGCGGCCCCAGCACAACGCGGCCCACCCUGAUGGACCUGGACGCGGAGGGCCAGAGCACAGACCCCACCGUCCCCCUGUGUGGGAAGAGGCAGGCGGCCGCUCUGUGUGGACAGACGUACUUGUUGUGAAGGAAGAAGUCCCCUUUCCUGCAUUUGGACCUGAUCCGGGACAUUACUGAGCCAAGCAAAGUGCACUCAGAGGCUUUUGCUAAGAAAAAACAACACUCGUCAUGUUUUAGGCACUUACUGAAAGCCACUCCUCUCAUGUGUCCUUUGAGUAUCCUAAUAAGGUGUGAAACCCAUAUAGCAAGCCUUUUCCCUGAUAGAGGUCUCCAGCCUGCACGACUAUGAGGGUCCUGGAGGCCUUUUAAAAGCCUUGUAGUAUGCUCACCCAACCUUACCCAGCAUUUUCUCUCCCCCCUCUUUGAAAGCCAUCUCUCCCUGGUUCUUAGUGCGACAUGACCAGGACAAACUCACAACCUUCAAAAGCCAUUCAAGUUCCUAAAACGUUUUCAGAAUUUGCUAACUGUUCAUCCCGACUCAUCUGCCCGUGCCGUUUCUGUGACGCUGCCCAUUUUCUGCUCACAUCUUUCACUCCAAAGAGAUAAAUCUUCUUAAACAUUCCCCUAAACAUCAUUUCAUUGUCAACACCUGGAGUAGGACUGUUAAAAAUGUACAAUAGAGAGUGUCUUUGUUCUUAUUUUGCACGUUGUUGGUUCUUUUGCUGCACAAACAUCCCCCCUGCCUUCCUCUUCACUCCUCAUCUCUCUGCAUGGGGGUCUUCGUCCUCUCCCCUCCAACACCAGGACAGGAAAAAGCCUUUUAUCUCUCAGCACUGAUGGACUGGUUUAAUCCUCAGCCUUGUACAGUACGAAACAAAGAGUUUAUUUUCUCAGUGCUUACACCAUCCCAUCUGAAUCCUGUUAGCAAAAAUGUUUUUUCUAUGGGUUUGGCAGACCAGGUAUGUAUCUCUCUGUGUGAAUGUGUAUAUAUUACUGUACAUGUGUGGAAGAACAAAAUGGGUUCAUUUUUGUAUGUGCUGGUGCUUUUUCAGUGCAUGUUGUUUUACGUGUGAAUGGUUCUCUGUAAUGGGGCACUAUCUUCGAAAUAAGAGCUCAUCUGUUUUGUCUUCUACACGUUUUACAUUCCUCAUUAGCAGUCAGUAGCACUAAGUAUGGAUUCCGCUCAUGCCACUGAAAUAGACACGAAAAAAGGAAACUGAGGGGAAAUGCUUUUAAAGUCGACCUCAUGAUGGACCAUUCGAAAGCUUCAUGUUCACGUCUGACUUGUUUUCAACAUGUGUGGCCCUUUAGGAGCCAUGUUGUGCAGCCUCUCGUGGACUCUACUUACGGCUAACAAAUCAGCUUUAAUCAGCUGAGUUGUUUUCGCACAGAGGUCGAAAAGUUUGUCUGGGCUGCAGGUAGUAUUUUACUUGACAGUGCACAUUUCUCUAAGUGAGUGUGGGUGUGAUUGUGUGUGUAUGUAUUAUUAUUUGUACGGGAUGAUGACAAUCCCGUUGGAAGUAGAGUGAGCGCAAACUCAUUCUCCUUGUGUGGUUAAGAACACUGAGUAUUUAUUAAAUUUAUUGUUAUUAUUGGAAAAAUUAAUUGUUAUGACUAUGCUCUUCCUGGGAUAUCUGUAUAUAUUUGUUAAAUAUAACAGGAAAAAACCAAGGAAAAAACCUAGGACACUGCUUACUGUUGUGUCCAGUCUCAACCUGUGACUUCUGGGUUCAAUGAAGAAUAAGUGUGAAACGUGACGAAUGAGAGACAAAUAAAAAUCAAAGAAAGAUG